AUUUAUAUGUAUUUUUUAAUCAAUCGUCAUGAAUAUUAAACUUGUAUCGUGGGAGCUGACAGGCAGCUUGUUGCGCAGCUCUGAGAUCAGCUGCUAGCUGCUCGCCGACCACAGAUGUGAGUUGAAUCAUGCGUGUUGACAGUGAACCACCAUGGUAGCUUCAAUAUAUACGACCAGAUGCAGUCUGACAUCGCUCGGGGAUUGCAUGGACCGAGUUCACACGUUGUAACCGGCACUAUCUGAAGAAAGUUGGGAAGAUUUAGGAGAGGGAUAACACCGCUCCUGCUGCCCCACUUUUGGACAGCCGAGGCUACUGUCUUGGAGACAGAUUUUCGCUUUUUUUGAGGUCUCCUGGCACUCGACUAUUGUUGAUAUAAAUGAUGAAGUUUAAGCCCAACCAGACCAGGACGUACGACGGGGAAGGGUUCAAGAGAAGAGCAGCGUGUUUGUGUUUUAAAACCGAAAAAGAGGACGAGGUGCUACUGGUGAGCAGCAGUCGACAUCCAGACCAAUGGAUUGUGCCAGGAGGGGGAAUGGAACCGGAGGAGGAGCCCUAUGGAGCCGCUAUGAGGGAGGUGUAUGAAGAGGCUGGUGUGAAGGGAAAGCUUGGCAGACUACUUGGCAUUUUCGAGCACAAUCAAGACAGAAAGCACAGGACGUACGUCUAUACCCUCAUAGUGACGGAGACACUGGAAGACUGGGAGGACUCUGUCAACAUUGGGAGGAAGAGGAAGUGGUUCAAAGUUGACGAAGCCAUCAGGGUCCUGCAGAGCCACAAGCCUGUCCACGCAGAGUACCUGCGUAGGCUCACAAACACCUGUAACCCCACCUGCAGUCCUGUGUGUAGCCCGACUAAUGGCAACACCCAGAGCUCCCAAGUGACGGACAACAACACACCUCACUAUGUUGUUUGCGCCACACAGGGCCCAGAGCUAGUGAACAGAUAGGACACAGGCAGCGAGACGUUCUUCUUAGAGGACACCAGGAUGGACAUAUAAUCUGGAAAAGACUUCUGCAUUGAUUUGCAUUACUAACGCAGCCUCUUAAUAUGUACAGUAUGGACUUCAUUAAAGUUUCGAGAGGGCUUAAAGAGUGCCAACAUUUUUUUCUGGAUAUAUUUAAAAAUUUUAUAUGUAUAUUUUUUAACAACCUUCAUCAGCUAAUAGAGCAAAUGUGUCCCAAUUAAGGGUUCAGCUUUCUAUGGCUUUUCUCAAUAUGCUGCUUAUGCAUUGAAAAGAUCCUUUUUUGUUCUACAAGCGUAAUAUUUGACUAGCACCGAGUGUUUGGUUGGUUUCCUGGAUGCCAGUACUAGGAAGUGUUUGUUGAGGAAGUCCUACCCCCAACAUGACUCAGUGCCAAAUAAUGCCCUUCUGCAGGGCGUUUUGAAGAGGAGUAGCUACAUGUGUGUGCAUAUUUUGUUACAGUUCAGUUACUCGUGACACUUUUUUGGUAAAACUAAUGUCACCUCACUGUAGCUCAAGUUUUGUGAGGUAUUUUGCCUAAAGAGAGCUGAGGGCAAAGUCUGCUUUGGUGCAACUGGUGUGAACAACAUCGCUCCUCCUGUAAUUACAGCCUUAAAAGUACACACGGUAUCAUCUCUAAUCACUAGUAACAGUGCAACACAGUAAUAAAGAUUAGGUGAAUAUCUGCAAACCAGCCAUCACACUGAAGUGGAGACUUUAAUAGUCCUUCUUCAAACAUCCUUUUGUUUGUUCAUAUAUAUUUAUUGCUGUCAGGCUGAACAAAUUACAGUAUAGUGGCACAGUUUUGUACAGAAGAACAAAACUGCACAAUGAAAAUGUGCCAAAGACAGACCUUAUUCAACACUACGAACACAAACCGUAUGACACAAGAAGAAACUAUUAUGAUUAAGUGCACAAAUGUGAAGUCCUUAGAAGACAAUAGGGCGGCCUUGGUUUUAGAGAAGAAUUACAACGUGUUUUUGUCUUUUCUUCACAAGUGCCUUCACAAACACAAUAGUAAUUUGUGUUUAUUUUCUAGGCACCUGACUGGAAGCAGUACAAUCUGCCUUAAACCAGACCAUUAUACUGAGCUGUGGUUAGAUUUGAACAAUAGGAUGUGGAAGGAAACGUGGGAUCGUUGUUACAAUCAUUGUACUUCAUUUUGACUGAAUUUAUUUAUUUUUGUUUCAUCGGGGAAUACCCCCCUCUCACCACAAACAGGAAACUUGCAGGAAGUUAUGGUCAGUGUGCAAUCCAGACUUUUAUGAGUUCGGACAAAUUAUGUUAUAAUUAAGGUUUAUUGAAUUAUAUGUAUGGCUCUUGUACUGAAGUAGCGUGGCACAGAUCAGUGAUGAAUCGUUUUCUAUGUGUGCAUGUGUGACUGGAAUAUUCUGCUGUGCACCAUCAUGUUGUAUAUAAAAACCUCAAAAUAAAAAAAACACGUUUAUUGAUCAUA
Molecule: messenger RNA, 2418 nt
Organism: Larimichthys crocea (large yellow croaker)
Lineage: Eukaryota; Metazoa; Chordata; Actinopteri; Sciaenidae
Gene: nudt4a
Product: nudix (nucleoside diphosphate linked moiety X)-type motif 4a
Exons: 5
Coding region: 378-947 (189 amino acids)
Biological process (GO): adenosine 5'-(hexahydrogen pentaphosphate) catabolic process; diphosphoinositol polyphosphate metabolic process; diadenosine hexaphosphate catabolic process
Cellular component (GO): cytoplasm; nucleus
Molecular function (GO): bis(5'-adenosyl)-pentaphosphatase activity; endopolyphosphatase activity; diphosphoinositol-polyphosphate diphosphatase activity
Source: RefSeq, a predicted model, not a curated record